GGGCUAGUAAGUGUUUUGCCAACCCUGGCACUAGGUCUGCAAUGCGACGUCACAAAUAGACAUAAAUUGUACAAAAAUGAAGUGUGCAGUGCAAAACUGUGCAAACAAGUUCAGAUCAAGACAAAAACACUCGCAACAAUUAAGUUUCUUCAGCUUUCCCAAAAACCCGGACGUCUUAAAAAAAUGGCUUUCAUUUUGUCGCAGAUACAACAAAGAAAAACUAAAGGCACCACUCAAGAGCGUCAUUUGUAAUGAGCAUUUUAAAGAGGAGGAUAUUCAAGGAGCAUUGCAGUUUCAAAUGGGCCUAUGCAGCAAAAGAACGCUGAGACCGGGCGCCGUGCCAUGCAUAAACAAAAACGACGUGAGUGCAGUUGAACGAGAGCGAUCUGAAAGGCGUAAAAACAAAAAGCUGGUCGCAGAGCUACUAGAGGAAGCGGCAGCGCGUGAAGCAGCCGAAGCCAGCGGAGCAAUUGUUAUAGCGCCAGACUUUAUCAGAAACACAGGCAUUGUCUCGGUACCCGACUUCGUUAAUGCUACAGGCAAUGCUUUCACUCCAUGUACACCGACACCCAGUGAAAGCGAUCCCUUGGCUGAGGAGCAGGCUGAGCUUGAGUUGAGCAGAAAUGAAAAAGUUAUUGAGCAGAUUAAGUGUCGCACCUGCUAUGAGACAUUUGUUGUUGAUGAAAAUGCUAAAGACCUUUGUGAUGAACAAAACGCUGUCAUGUUAUUUCACAUUGAAGUCAUAACCGGUAUCUGGAUCCAAUGUAGCGAAGGAGUCUCGCCGUUCAUGUGUUCAACCUGCGUCCAUAAUCUGCGCACAGCCAUUAAUUUUCGAGAAACAUGUAUUCGAACGGAGGUAGAACUUGCAGGAGAUACGAUUAUUAAGGAGAACGACACAGACGCUUGGAAUGCUAAUGAUUCAGAGAUAGUGCAGAUUAGCGAGAAUAGUGUUAAAGAUUAUGUUACCAUAUUUCCGGCAGAAGAUCAAAAUGGUCAAACAACUGUCGUUGAACCUAUGCCUUUGCCUCUGGAAACAGCACAGCAAAUUAUUCAGCCAGUAUAUACAUCGGCUGCAGACUCAAAUAGUAUUGCAUUGGGAGCUCAGAUUUAUGAAGAUCUUCUUAAUGAAUACAGGGGUAAGGAUAGAAUAGCACGUCCACGACAAAGGAAGGUAACAAUAACCAGGACAAAAGUGGUAAGAAAACGCAAACGGAAACCUCGGGAUCCUAAACCGAAAAGACCGAAACGCACAAAAGAGGAAAGAAAUCGAAUACGUCGUGAGCAAAUCAGAGCCAUGCCCUUGAAUCAUGUGUGCGAUCAGUGCGGCGCCUCAUUUCGGGUGAGAUGUAAUUUAACGAUCCAUAUGCUAAGGCAUACGCGCACAAAGAACUAUCCUUGUCCCGAAUGCCCUAAAAAAUUCUACGAUGCCUAUAUGCGAAACAUUCAUAUACGAGUACGGCACAGAGGCGAAUUGCCAUUUGAAUGCAAUUUCUGUAGGAAAGCAUUUGGUUCUUCCAAUACGCGGUAUCUGCACGAAAAAAAAGUUCACGGAGCAUCUCCACGCAUUCACCGAAACUUGAAUAGAUUGAAUAAAAGAAUCGAGCUUAAAAAUGAGCAGCAGGACCAUCAACAGGAGGAUGGACUGGGACAAAAGGAAAAUGUCCGCCAUUUUUGUUCAUAUUGCAAUAAGAGCUACGCAACAAAAUAUGCACUUAAUUGGCAUACCAAUAUUCACUUGGGAGUCACGCCAUUUAAAUGCAAACUCUGCGACAUGAGCUUUGCAGAUCCUCAAUCGAAAAAGAAGCACGAAAUGAAGCAUGAUAGUAAACGUCCCUUCGAGUGCGAUAUUUGUCUUAAGGGGUUCUAUGUGCGCAGCAAGCUGAAGGAACAUGAACGUAUUCACACUGGCGAACGACCCUAUAGAUGUGAUGUUUGCAACGCCUUCUUUCGAUACAAGUUCAAUUUGUGUUCGCAUCAAUUUAGCAAGAUGCAUAAAGAAAAUCUACAAAAGCUAGCAAAGGUUGAAGUGAUCGAAGAUUCAAAUUAAGCCAGCAUAACGGAACUAAUGGGAAUAAUGGACUACAAUUUGCAUUAAGAUUUCGAAAAUACACAGCAUUAUUUUCCUAUUAUUUU
This is a messenger RNA of Drosophila hydei, 2133 nucleotides long. RefSeq names its product zinc finger protein 184. Gene Ontology annotation, biological process: regulation of transcription by RNA polymerase II. Bases 77 to 2047 code for a protein of 656 amino acids. Gene Ontology annotation, molecular function: zinc ion binding; DNA-binding transcription factor activity, RNA polymerase II-specific; RNA polymerase II cis-regulatory region sequence-specific DNA binding. NCBI's taxonomy places the organism in Eukaryota, Metazoa, Arthropoda, Insecta, Diptera, Drosophilidae. The record is from RefSeq and is a predicted model, not a curated record. Gene Ontology annotation, cellular component: nucleus. The transcript has 5 exons.